Malaya genurostris is the source of this 7419-nucleotide messenger RNA. RefSeq lists its product as uncharacterized. Bases 2234 to 6244 code for a protein of 1336 amino acids. Gene Ontology annotation, molecular function: histone acetyltransferase binding. The record is from RefSeq and is a predicted model, not a curated record. Lineage: Eukaryota; Metazoa; Arthropoda; Insecta; Diptera; Culicidae. Gene Ontology annotation, cellular component: NSL complex. The transcript is spliced from 13 exons.
UCCCUCAUUAAAUUUAACUUCAAUGUAAGUUACCUAUCAGAAAUCACUUUCACCCACCCGCUAUUCCAUUUUACGCAAAACGUCGGUCGACCUUGUAAUAGUUCGAAAAUCGGGAAUUAGAUAGUGGCUUUCGUACAGCAUAGUAACGUGGCAAAAUAAUAAGGUGUUUAACUUACAAAAAGUGUUAUUAAAUUGAACAUUUUCGAUGGUAUAAAACAUUCUCAGUUUGACAGUUCAUUGUUUGGCAUGUAAGAUCUAUGUAAAGUAUCAACUUGGAAAGCAAGCAACAGGAUCGCUAAGAAUAAAUUUUGCUUAUUUGUCAGUGAUAUCAAUUGUAAGAAACAAGACAUCAUGCACAUCACAAUAAAAAUACUGAACCAGUUGAUUCGAUGCAGAUAUCCGAAAAGGUUCAAGUCAGAACUGAAAACAGCAUAGUUCUAGCAUCCAUUUCAACGGUCAAAUUGAAACCGAAAGACGUCACAGCGGGCCCGCUGCGGUGUGACGGUCGAUUUGAAACAUGCGCGCGCGGACGCCAUUUCCAACAUGUUUGCCGCGAUGCUUCCGUUUUCGGUGAGCUACGCCGCCGUCACACACGUCACCCGUGGAGCGGCGCUUGCCAAGAGAAGAACCCGCUUGCUGCUCUCGUUAUAUCGAAGAAAGAAAAAAAACCACCACCCAUAGAACGGACGCGCUCGUGCUGUCGCGUUCGCACACCCGGCCGACCAAGGGCAACGGCAAGAACGAGACGGAGCACGGUGAUUCGACGACGGCUGCCGUGAGAGAGCGUCGAAAGUGGCUGAUGAAACCUGAAAGCAAACGCAAAUUUUGCAGUGAGCAGCAGGAAUAAUCAUUUUACUUGUGUGAGAUCAGCCCAUCGGAUAGGAGGUAGUAGCAGCGCAUUUUUUUUUUCGUCGUUAAUAAUCUGGAAAAUUUUCAUUCCGGGGGUCUCGGUGUGCCAUUUUUGCUGUUGAUUAACGUGCGACUAGGUGCAAGUGCAAAGUAUCACUCGAAACGGUGACUGAUUCGAUGUGCAGUUGAACGGAAAUGUGAUUUUUUCUUCGGUGCGAAAGCCCGUAAAAUUUUCCAAAUGCGAAAUGCGCUUCCUGCUUGAUUCGUUCUUUUUCCAUUUGCUCUAACGAAAUAGAGUACAGCGCAGAGAGCGCACACAGUGAAUAAGUGAGUGUGUGAGCAACCUCUAUCCGCAGUGAAUUUCGUGUGUCGGUGAGCAGUGAGUAGAGUGAGCAAACGAUUCGGUUAGUCCGAUGAAAAGGGAACGGUUGGCGAUCAAUCGCAUCGUCUCGGAAACGUUUUGCACGAGGUAGUGCAAAGCAGCAGAUUGUGAAGCCAGACGUCGUCGAGUGUCCCUUUUCGCACGGAACCGUGCCGGAAAACAGUGAUUUUUUUUUAUUUGAACGUGCGACAGUGGUGCACAGUUGAAUUGUUGCCUAUGGUGAUAUGGCGGAAAAUAUUCUCUUUUCUGUUUCCGCCGACGGUAAAAUAGUGGCCUGACGAAAUAAGCGGAGGUAGAAAAAUCGACUUUUUUUUUUUCCUAAAACAGCGCAAGCGACGGUAAAAACGAGCAAGACAACGUAGCGCAAACACUACGGCGAAGUGAAAAAGAACCCUAGCAGUGGUGUGGGUCCGGCUGGUUUUGGAUUGUAGUUGUAGGGGUGUAGUGAACGCUUACUUCAAUUUUGAAAAGUCUAGCCUAGCACCCGCUAGUAGCAGAGUGCGCGAUUGGUUUCGGAGCUCUCCAGUUGUGACUGUGUGAGGUGCUAUUUCUUCACCCGUCGACCGGCUUUUUUUUUGUUUGUACAUAAAUUCUGUGAAUUGGUGGUGGAUCGGUGUGUGAGUGCACUGCACAAGUGGAUUACUCAUUUUUGUUUCGAACCGCACCGCACCGCCGAAAAGUGCGGGUAUGCGUGUUGCUGCUGCCGGAGAAAACCAAAGCGAAGAAUAUAAAAAAAAGUGAUAAUUUACGGUCGAAGAAAAUAAAAGAAAAAUAUGUUUGCGUUUUGAGUGAGGUUCAAAUUCGAACCGGCCCGUCGUCGUCGUGCGAGCAGUGGAAAAGUGAAAAUAAAAAAAAAUAACAACAGCUUAUCAGUUCAGUUCUCCCGGGCCCGGAUCGCCGAAGUUUUGAGCGGGCUCUGAAGUUAGUGGGUGCUCCUCCUUUUUGGCGUGAGCGAGCGAGCAAGUGAGUUCGGCUUUCUCGGGGGGGUGGACGAAUGAGUGAAUGGGACUGGCGCGCGUUGCAGCAAACCUGAUCAAAGUACCCGAUGCAGUUGACGAGAUGGCUCCCGCUCUUACCGAGCCGCUGAGCCAAAGUAAACUCUCGUCGUCGGCAACGUCCGGGGCCUCACCGCGAACCGGUGUUGAAACCAGCAGCCAACAGGAAGUACCGAGCAGUGUUAGUACGGAUUCCGGCACCGGUACCGUUUCGACGAAUCCUAGUGAAACCGAUCUCGUUCUAACGGAUAAUACGGCUGCUCCUGGAAUCGCAGAAACAGUGGACGAUAUUCAGAAUAAUAACAAUAAUAACAACGACGGGCAAUUGUUAAAAAUUGAUUCGGAUAGUGGGAAAGAUCUCAUCGAGCUUGCCCUUGAGCAGCUCCAUCGAGAUGAAGCUGUGGCGACGGCAGCUGAAAGUGCUAUAGCGGGCGUUAGCACACCGACGGAUACCGAUAUUUCGCAAGCUGUCAUCGACCAGAUUGUGCAGGUGGCUGCUUCGACCAGUGAAACGGCCACAGCCAGUGAAGUUCAGGGUGACCUCCAGCAGCUAGACUCUCAAUCGUCUAUCAUUUCCAGUUCCAGCACCACCAUGGGUCUGCAGAAAGAUUACCUGAAGGACAAUCCGGACAUGGAACAGAUGCUCGGGGAGCUAGCGUCUACUUCGGAUAUGGAACUACUUCAAGUGUUCAAAAGCCUCGAAGGUAAUCCCAGUGGCGAUGGGCUCUGUGCCGAACUGGCCGGAGGUCUAUCGCUUUUCAACGAUGUGGAUGUGGUGAAUAUGUACGAAGAAGUGACUCAAGCCACUCCGACCAACAAAGAUCACGAGCGGCUCGAAAUGCACGCCGAGAUCGUCAAACGGCAGUCACAAAUGCAGCGAAAGUAUGACUUUCUCAUUAGACGGCUCAACAAGCUGCAGGCUCGCUACAUGGGUCAACACGUGAGUGAAGAAAUUGCCGGCCUGUUUGAAUACUCGCAACGCUACUGGAAGAAAAAGGACAAAGAAAAUGCCAAAGGUCACGGUGCCAGUUCGUCCACGGUUUCGCCAACAUCGCUCAUUCCGGACAUCAUCCCGUACCAACCUCAUCCACCUUCGUCGUCGGACAAGCUGAAACCCAUCUCGGCCAACGCUAUGAAAACGUUUGCCAAGCGGCUGGAAGGAAUCGCCACCACCCAGUGUUCGACGCAAACCAAACGAAUUUAUAGCAACCGAUAUUUCCAAGGUACCACCGGUGGUCCAUCACCGAUGGAGACAUCAUCAUCGUCAUCCGCACCAUCAAGCUCGAUCCCGAAGUUCGAUGAUACGGUAAUCGAUCAGUUGGAGCAGACGGCUGGCCUGUUGCAUUCGGAACUGCACCAGGUACAGUGUACGAUCGACUCGGAAGCGACGGUCAGCAGUUCCGGUGGUGAAUCGGCGGAUGAAAUGGUUCUGUACAAUAACCUCAAUCAGCAAUCGUUGACAAUAGCUAAACGAGCGGCGUGGCGAUGGGCCAAGGAUCGUGCCUCGGUGGCAGCUCGAUGGACCUGGCUGCUAGCCCAAAUAUCCGAUCUGGAGUACCGCAUCCGGCAGCACAACGAGCUGUACAACAAAAUCAAAAUCAACAAAGGUGCCGUCACAUUGGAGAGUGCCCAAUCGCAACCACCACAACCUCCCUCGCAGCAAUCGGUCAACGGGUAUCGGGGAACUCUGCCCGGUAAUAGCAAACCGUUGGACGACAUUCACGAUACCAUCAACGUUUCCUCGUGUAGCGGUACAGCUCCGAACGGGGCUUACGAUCAGACUGGCGGCAGUUGUCGAACGCGACCUUUCCAUCGAAAUGGAUUCCGCAAGCGGAAGUUACUGCAGACUGCAAAUCUGCACACUAUUUCGAAAAAGGCAGCUCGACCCAGCACUGUAAAAUGUGGCUGCGCGUGGCCGUUACAACCGUGUGCGCUGUGUACCGGCCGACAAGACCCCACAGCGCCCAGAGAUCUACCUGAUACGAUGCCGGCAUCGGAACGAGUGGCACUGCUGGAUCCGUGCUUUCACCCGGUGUUGAGUUUUCCCGAAGACGUUUCCCAGGGAAUUCACUUUGAAGCGAUUAUGCGAAUACCGGAGUGGCAGAACAAAAUGAUUCGAAGCACCGCCAAAUCGCUCAGCCGGAGUGCCGGUAUAUCACAUAAAUCGAGCAGCUUCGGUUCUACGUCCACCGGUGCCGGUGGUACGCUUCCCUCCAGUGCAACUCCAGCGUUCCUUUCCUCCGGCGAUGAGGCAGUGCCUCUGAGCGGAAACAAAAAAUAUGGCCCCGAUGGCAAGCGGAAGUACAACAAACACAACAAACUUCACAGUUCUCAGGAACUGACGAAUCAUAAACUUAAAAAAUCGAAAUCUCGUCGAAAUCUAAUACUGACCAACACCGGCAGCGGCAGACGUAAAUCAUCAAUUGGUUAUCAUCCCAGCGGUAGCAGUCAUUACGGUCCGACAGGCCACGGUGCCACUCCCGGUGGCAGUUCGAACAAGUACUACAAAAGCUCCAGCAGUAAAUAUCGGAAAUCGUCGAACUCGUCGGUUACGGCACCGCCCGGAGCAGCUGGUGCCAUCGGGGGCGGCGGCGGCGGCGGCGGCGGUUCCAGUGCGCUAAGUCGAUACAACAGUGGAGGUACGGUCGGUAGCGUUGGCGGUGGUGGCGCGUCCUCUGGACUCGAAUAUAUGGACUCGGCUGGAUUGCAUCACGAUGGCACCGGUAGCGGCAGCAGUCGCAGUAAAAAUUCGUCGCCAACACCAAACCAUCAUCGUAACGAAAGAAAAAGUCGUCCCUCAUACGAUAUAGAUAACAUCGUUAUUCCGUACAGUAUGGCAGCCGCGAACAAGGUGGAACUCUUACCGUACAAAGAAAUUGUUACACCAAAGUGGCGUAUUGUUGACGAAAACGAAGAAUCAGUAGACCCGGACUCGGAAACCAGCGAAACUAGUCAACUCACUAAAACAGGCAGUAGUGGCGACAAUGCAGUUCCUGAUGUUAAACCAUCGGAAACUGCCAACUCGACUCUGCCACUGCCAACGAAACCUCCUGCGGUUUCUGAUUUAACUCAAUCACUUACCGAGGGUCAUUUGAUCGUGCUACCAGCCAUCGACGAGGAGGAUAUCUCCGAGGAAACCAUUCUGAUCAAGCACGACCGUGCCCUGCAGGAUGAACGCAAAAAAUUCCGAACGUACAUGAAGUUUCCCUGGAGCAGACCGCGAGCGAAUCGAAGGACCGAUAGUCGGGCAGAGUCGAGCGGAGCUAAUACGCCGGAUCCCACUUCUCCUGCGCCGCCCACUCCACUGGUUGACAUUGAGUCGAACACAUCACCUGCAUGUCCGUCAACUCCGCUGAUGCCGCUCGAUACACAGGAGCUGUCGGAAACCAAUGUUCUGAACGCUCUCAAUCAAAGCCUCAACAAGAAGGAACGUAGGCGAACUGUAUCAACCAAGAUAGUACGGGACGAAAUUCAACGCAGCACUAGUCCAGAUAUCAAAGAGGCCGUACCACCAUACGAAUCACUGCAGUUCCCGCUGCCGGAUGAUCUGUACGAUGAAAUGAUUCGGACGAUGCCGAGUGAUCAUCUGACCAUGGUGGAAGAUGCCAUCAACAAACUGACGCGACCGAAUCGACCGAACAAUAAUCUACUGUUGGCGAACCGGAACAAUCUAAACUUGGCACCGUCGAGCAGUGGACACAGCCGGAACCCACUUAGUUCCAAUCUGUCCACGACCUCCACAACACUGUCGGCCACCGAGAAUGAUCUCGAUGAUUUGGACUGUAACGACAACGAUGACGAGCUGCUGCAGGCGAAGAAGGUCGAAAAUCAAAUUAUUAUGGAGAAGCUACUGAAGAGCUGUGAUGAGAAUCGAAUGUUUGUCGGAGUGCGCCAAGUGCUCGAUGAUGACGACCCGAUGGAUGACGAGGAAACCGAUACCGGCGAAUCACUGUUUGUCGAGGAAGAUGACCCCAACGAUCCAGAGUGGUACGACCGUCCUGGUCGCGGUCGAACGUAGGAUGGUUCUGGUGACGAACGUAACCGUUUAUCUGAUCUCGAUCGCUACAGAAGUUAUUCGCAUCAUUGCGCUGUAUUUUCUUUCACUAACGCUUUCGUUUCACUUCUUUUACACAUUAGGACCUAGAUGAUAGCAUUCAAGUCUAUCAACUGAUAAGGACAGAUUUUUAAGUAUAUCUACUAUUGAGGAAGAAAAAUAACAAAAAGAGCAGGAAAUAUAUAUGUAUAUGAGCAAUACGAUGCGUCGUCGUAAGUCAUAUAACCCAUGUUAAAAUUAAUUUCACAUAUGCAAAAACAAAAAAAAAGAUUUGUUUCUUUUCGAAACGAACAAUAAGUGAACGUUUUAUCUAUAACGAUGUUAUUAGAAAUCUCUGCACAUAUUGCCGGGCAUUAUCAAGUUUCUCAUACAUAAGAACAAAAUUACGAACUAAAUAAUCACAUAGACCAUAACAAUUACACAGAAAUAGACAGUAGCAUAUGCUGAAAUAAAAAUUAACGAAAACAAACUGUUGUAGACAUCUGUGAAUAAGUAGUUUGUAAGCAAAUUCGAACGCUUGAAGAAAACAAAACAAAACAAAUGGUAUAUCUUCUGCAAACGUGUACAUAUUACACAACCUAGCUGUGACGUAAGCCAAUUUAAGUUUCCUUUCACUUUGGUUAAGAUGUGUUUCACCAACUGUAGGUACCGGAAACUCUAGCAUAGGUACAGACACAAAUGAAAAUUGGAUGUAUGAAUAAUUUGCGUCUUAUGAUGAAUUGUCGUUUUGUUUCCCUUUCGAGGAAGGAUCAUGCUUUUUUUAUAUUCUGAUUGUUUUCCUUUCGAAAUUUUAUUGAAAUCCUCCAGAAGCAGGAAGAAAAUGAGGGUAGAGUGGAAUGUGUUAUGGUAGUUUUUUUUUGCGUUUUAAAUAUAGAGCAAGCAAACUAGGUUUACGAGCAGUCAACGUUAAUGGUAGAUAAUGUUAUGUAUAGCAAGCUCAGAAACGUUCCAGCCAGACGACAGAUGAGCGAAAAAUAUAAACCACACAACUGUGUACAUACAUAGUUAUACAGCAGGAAUAUAUUGUAGAGAUCACCUCUCACCAGAACUUUUGCAGAAUAAAAUGCUCGACACGCGGCUUCUCACAGAGAAUAGGAUAAUCCCCGCGUCGAGGUCGUUUUAUGAAACCAGAAACAAAA